AUGGAAGAGGGUUUGAUCCGCGAAAUCCGAGUUAAUCGGAUCAAGCAGGCCCAAGAGGAAGAAGUCUGGAUCGCCGGCAUGAAGAAGUAUCUGAGUGGCUCGAUCGCGGGCCUCACCCAAGCGGAAGCAAGAUCGUAUGGCAAGAUCGCGGCUGACUACGAGACAGGAAAAGGAAAACCGGUGAUCCCGAGUGAAUCACCUGGAAACUUGCAUGCGACGUACCCGUUCCAGAUUAUUGCGAUGGAUCACAUACCGUCGCUACCUAGAUCCCACAAGGGGAACACUGAAUUAUUGAUCUGGGUUGAUCUGUUCACAGGAUAUGUGAUCGCGAAGGCCAGCUCGUCCCGAUCGGCCCAGACGGUUGUGGAAUCGUAUGAAGAGUGUGUAUUUCGGCGAUUUGGUGAAAGGGAGAUGAUCCGGCAUGAUCGAGAACCCGGCUUCAUGUCUGAUUUCUUCCGGGCGUUUAACAAGAUUUUGGGACAGCGGCUGCGGGCGACGAUGGCAUAUCGUUAUCGUCCACAGGCUAACGGGACUGCUGAGAGAAUGGUGCAGACCGCGACCAGAGCGCUCAAGAUGUACGUCCGCGAUCUGGAUCAGAAGGACUGGGACUAA
Phytophthora megakarya is the source of this 612-nucleotide messenger RNA. Lineage: Eukaryota; Oomycota; Peronosporomycetes; Peronosporales; Peronosporaceae. The record is from the annotation of a GenBank genome assembly.